GCCACCUUUACUUAACAUCUCAUUUGCGAAAGAAAGAAAAUACACCAUUCUUUUUUCUUAUAAAAAGGAGUGGAGAGAAUGAUACACAAAGCAAAAUAUUCAUAACUCAAUCAAAGCAAGGUAACUCAUCGAUUCAUCAAUGUCAAAGCAAAGGUUGGAGGGUAAGGUUGCUAUAGUGACAGGAGGAGCAAGCGGAAUAGGAGAAGACACAGUCAAGACAUUUGUCAAAAACGGAGCAUUCGUAGUGAUAGCAGACAUCAACGACGAAUUAGGCCACCAAGUCGCAACUUCAAUUGGCUUAGAAAAAGUGAGUUACCACCACUGUGACGUGAGAGAUGAAAAACAAGUUGAACAAACUGUUUCCUUCACGUUGGAGAAAUACGGAACCCUAGACAUCAUGUUCAGCAACGCUGGAAUUCCAGGUCCUAUGUCUAGCAUACUAGAAUUCGAUUUGAACGAAUUCGACAACACCAUGGCUGUGAAUAUUCGAGGCGUGGCUGCAACUAUCAAACAUGCUGCACGUGUCAUGGUGGAUCGAAAAAUCCGAGGAUCGAUAAUAUGUACAGCUAGUGUGGCUGCCACUGUGGCCGGUGGUGGUGGUCAUGAUUAUGUUACAUCCAAACACGGUCUUAUAGGACUUGUACGUUCAACAUGCAGUGAGCUUGGAGCUUAUGGGAUUAGAGUGAAUGCUAUUUCACCGUAUUUGGUUGCAACACCUCUUGUAUGUAGGACACUUGGUAAGGAGCAGGGUGAAGUUGAAGGUAAUGCAAAUGAUUGUGGUAAUUUGAAAGGAGUUACAUUGAAGGGUAAGCAUAUUGCAGAAGCUGCUUUGUUUCUUGCUUCUGAUGAAUCUGCUUAUAUUAGUGGACACAAUUUGGUGGUUGAUGGUGGCUUUUCUGUUAUUAAUAAUUCUUUUACUAGUAUUAUUGAAAAAUAGAUUUGUGAUGUACUUACUGCCAAAUUAUCUUAUCUUUGACAAAGUAAUACUAGUGGGUAUGGUGAGAGUGACCAGUUGCGUAUUCAGGAUGAUAUGUCUAAAGCAUGUGCAAUGCAUGUGCUUGUGUUCCUUGAUGUAACUCAUAAGAAUUGUCUAGGAGUUUGAAGGUUAUCUAUUCUAUCACAAAAAAUUAGAUACUUACGUUCUACCAA
Vicia villosa (hairy vetch) is the source of this 1149-nucleotide messenger RNA. Its product is annotated as short-chain dehydrogenase reductase 3b-like. The record is from RefSeq and is a predicted model, not a curated record. The transcript is spliced from 2 exons. Gene Ontology annotation, molecular function: oxidoreductase activity. The coding region runs from base 140 to 937 and encodes 265 amino acids. Lineage: Eukaryota; Viridiplantae; Streptophyta; Magnoliopsida; Fabales; Fabaceae.